Messenger RNA from Sclerotinia sclerotiorum 1980 UF-70, 2997 nucleotides. RefSeq lists its product as hypothetical. NCBI's taxonomy places the organism in Eukaryota, Fungi, Ascomycota, Leotiomycetes, Helotiales, Sclerotiniaceae. Bases 1 to 2997 code for a protein of 998 amino acids. The transcript has a single exon. The record is from RefSeq and is a predicted model, not a curated record. Gene Ontology annotation, cellular component: spindle pole body; mating projection tip; cell cortex. Gene Ontology annotation, biological process: mitotic spindle orientation checkpoint signaling; establishment of spindle localization; nuclear migration along microtubule.
AUGACAGUGCUUAAAGACGCGUUUGCGCGAUCCGAUACAUUUUUGCGACCCCGGUCUGAGUAUAUUUCGAGUCCCGGAAAGCAAUCCGACGAUUCUACACCUUCGACGCCUGAUAAAGAUUCAGAACGAAAACCACGGGCUGUGCGAAAACCCUCGCCUGGUCUUGCCGCCCGACUUGCAGCGUUAGGUUUUGGAAAGGAACCCGAUUCAAAUUCAACAACGACAACGGCACAAGCUGAACGAAUUGGGCGCAUCCCUGAAGAUCAAAUUCGCCAACUUGACCACCUCCACCGCGCUAAUUCGACGAGUUCGCACAUUCACCGACGAGGUCGAGCUUGGAGUGGCAGUAUCGGUCUCUUGACGCCUCAAAUAACUGGCGGUAGCUUUAAAGAGACAAACCUUCGAGAGAUCACAAUCAGUGACACGCGAGUCCCUGACAGUGCCACACAUUCAACACCUUCGCCUGAUAGCUUUCGUAAUCAGGAGAUGACAACAAAUGUUGACCUUACAGGAAUGGAUUCUCAGAAGUAUCGAUUACCAGAACAUACAAAUGCAAAUGGCACAAAGACGAUGGCAGAUAUAAAGCAGGCGCAUAUUGUGCGAAGGAUACCUCCUGUCGAAGAAAUCAAAAUACCUUCACCUCCUGUUCAUGACGACGAAAUACCUCCACCUCCCAUAGCUAAAGAUACACCGCCAAGCGCGACAACACCCAGCGAAUCCUCGAAUGAUGUCUCAUCCUACUUCAAUCCUUUCGGUCAUCAACGGGCAGGGUCAAUAUACACACUGUCGCGGGCGUCUUUCGCAAGUCAGCUUGCCCAAUUGACGUCAUUGCAACUGCCAGAUGCCGCCUCGUUGUCAACAAAAAUAUCCGCAAUUCCUAGCUCGAAAUCCGCCUCAAAGGCAUUAAUGGGGGCUGCGGAACAAAUCAGGAGUUGGAUAUCAAAGGCAUCAGACGUUGUCUCUGGCCUUGAUGGAGAGGACGAUGUGGAAUGGGCUGCAGCUGGUGGUAGGGAAGGGCUAGAAGAAGUUGAUAAUGCGAUCACACGUUUCGAAAAAUUAAUUAAUGUUUAUGUCUCAGCCAUCGAAUCACUACAAGAACGGACUGAUAUUGCUAUGGUACCUGCAGACGAACUUCAAAAGGUCGUACUACAGGUAGAAAGUAUACUUGAGGAAUGGGAAAAGAUCAAGAGAAAUCUGAAGGCGGUAAAGAACUCUGUUGAGAUUGCUAUGGAAUGGGAGGAGUUGUGGAACACAGUAUUGGGCGAUAUAGGCAACGAGGUGGAUAUUCUGGCGCGUCUCGUUUUUGAAAUGGAGGAAAAGAGACACAAGUCCUUGGCAGAAGCCGAUAGCGACGGAGUUGAUAUCAAGGAGCUUGAGACCAUUGUGGAAGAAACGCCCCGGUCCAAGGCGAGAUUACAAAUCGGCAAUCGAUUCGGCAUGUCUUCCUCCUCCCCAGCUUUCCCUUUGAGCCCGAAUUCGCCAGUGACGCCGAUAAUGGCCCAAGACGACUCUAGUCUACUAGCAUUAUUUGCACGAAUGCAGCCUUUGAGAGCUUCUUUGGACUUUUUACCUAUGAGACUGUCAACGUUUCAUUCUAGAGCCGAAGCGAUCUUUCCAACGGCUUGCGAUGAACUGGAAAGUCGCCGAGGUGGUUUGGAAAAAAGUUGGAAGUCUCUCGAAAAGGAUGCCGAAUCAUUACGAAGGGAACUUGGUGAGGAUCGGUGGGUUCUCGUCUUCCGCGGUGCGGGUAGACAAGCACAGAAGAUGUAUGAAUCAGUCGAAAGAAGUUGUGCCAAGUUGAAGGAAUCUCUUGACAAUGGGGUUCAUCUGAACAAUCCAGCUACAAUGGGCAAGAAGAUAGAGAGUUACGAAGCGAAGAAGGUGCAUUACGGUCCAGCCAUUGAACGAGUUUUAUCCAUCAUAGAGAAAGGGGUUAAGGACCGCCUCACUGUCAAUGGCGAGAUUUUGAGAUUACACUCGGACAUGCAACAGAAGUGGGAUUCAUUAAAAGGCGAAAUGAAUGAACUGGACACAACACUUGAAGAACUCCAGGGAGAUCACAGAAAUCAGCAGCUCAGGGAUUCAAUCUCAAGCAUGGUUUCAAAUGAUCGAUCAACCCUGGGAAGCUUCAGCAAUGACACACCAGGAAGUUCACCAGCAUCUUCAGUAAUAAUGUCAGGUUUAGGCAGUAAGCUUGACGCCACGACGUCUGGUAGAAAUGGCAAGAUGCGUCCCACUUGCAGAACUAGUUCACCCCAAGUUGGAUCAAAUAGGAACCUAACUGCUGGACAACCUCCACGUUCUUUCAGUCGAGCAUCUCCAUCUCCUAUUCCUUCCCGACAAGGCUCAGCAACUCCAACAGCUCGACUUCCCCGACCUUCCAACACUCCCGUUGACAAUCGUCCUCGAUGGAACAGCAGCACCAAUACCAAUGACACACUUAUUGGACAUGGUUACAAACCUCUCAGUAUCACAACUCCAAGUCCUAAUCAACGUCGUCCACCUUCUACCAAUUCGAAUCGUUCCACUAGAUCCAGCACGUCUGAGUCUAAAUUACCUCUACGAAGCCCACUCGGUCGUGGAAGUACCGCCUCUCCAGUCAUCCAAGAGCCUACGACCCCUUCGGGGAAUAGGCCGGCCUCGCGAACCGUACGACGUGACGCUUCUACCCCAGGGCCAUACUCUCAACAAACACUAUCAGUUAAUUCACCUUCCCACCCCCGUCUUCUUGGUAGCAAAUCAUCCAUGUCCAAUCUCAUAGGUGGCAAUCGUCGCUCCUCGAUGCAUCCUUCGUAUACAUAUGACGCUAGGUCUAGCAGCCCGGUAGUCAGGAGACCUGCUAGUUCAUUGGCUACUAGCAGAAGGAUUAGUCUUUUGCCAACCCCAAGAGGUAGAAACUCGGAAAUGGCUGGUCGGGAGAGUCCCGCACCAAACAGAGGCAGCAGCACAUCUACCACUGAUAGCAAAGGUAACCCCAAGAAGCCAUGGAGACCAUGA